UCACCGCGACAAAAUGACAUUUCAGCAUACAAAUACGGAUUUAUGCAAAAAAUAAAGAAAAUAAUACAAGAAUCCCUCGUUGAUUUAUUUUUGCAUAAUCUUUGGACAAUUAUCAUCUUAAACUAAUAUUAUGAAUGGAAUGUGUACAUUAUUGAGAAGAAAAAAUGUUACAUCGUCUAUUUCGCGGUCGCUUUACAUUCAAAGUAUAUCUACUUUUGGGAAUAAUUGCCAUUAUCGUAUGCGGCUAUUUACUCCCACAGUAUAAAAUAUAUCCCAUAGCACCCGUAACAUCACCCAGUUCUGCUCACUCACACGCUUCACGACAUAUAUCAAAAUUAGUGACGGUUGUGUUUCGACAAUUCGAAGAUUUUGAAAAUGAUAUCGCUGAAGGUGUACAAUCCUUUGUGUCAGCGUACCCGAAUAUUGCCAUAAUAGUAAUAUGUCAAAGAACGCAGUAUCCCCCCUUUCAAUUUUCCGGUACAAAUGAAACGUUGAAAAAUGUGAAAAUAUUAUCAAUGGAGCUUAAACUCAAUAGUUCUCCGCGAGAUUUGGAUCCACUUUCUUAUAUAUCUACCGAGUAUGUACUGAUAGUACCUGAUUCGUCGCGUGUGUCACGGCGGGUGUUCCAACAAAUGACCGUGGCGGCAACAACAUACCCAACUCAAGCUAUAGCCAUAGCAGUUGGUAACGCUCGUCUUAGUUGCCAGCAAAUUAAAUGGGCAUAUGACGACUGGACACUGCAAUACAGCAAAGAAUCUUCUAAAAAGCUUUGUGAUGCAGUGCAGGGACAGCACGCACUCAUGAUUAAAACCUCAGUAUUACACACCCUGCCGAAACCGUUUUCAUUCCCUUUCCCAGAGUCUUUAUAUUUGCAGACUGCAGUAAAAAAUGUUAAGGUACAAAUUUUGGAUAGUAAGUUUGCAGCUGGGCGGAGUGUUCUAAAGACUCCAGCAGCUAAGCAGAAGUCAUCAAAAAGAUUGAGGGACUAUCGGACAGCAUUGUACAAAGAUAUUGGUGUGAAAGCUGUUAUUAAGGAAGAUGGUAGAGUGCAGUGGUUUGGAUGUAAGAGGGAAACACAGCGCUGUUUCCCUCCAGUGCAACGUGUACCGUCAUACGUGGUGUCCGGUCGCAACACACCGCCUUGCUGUCGCAGGAACAUCCGCCGUACAACUGGUCACGUGUUGCGCGCUCUACUUCAGGCCGGAGCGAGAUGUUGGUUGGAGACAACCUCACUAUUAGGUGCUGUUGUCAAUGGGGAUUUACUACCAUGGGCGGAGUAUGCAGAAAUAGGGAUCCAUGCAUCAGAUCUGUCAAGAGUGUCGUGGCUGCAGAGAGGUGGCGCUGACAAUGAUGGUUUUGUUUGGGAACGGGCAACCAAAGGGCAUUACUACAGAGUAGCCUAUUCAGCAACAAAUAGAGUAUAUGUUCUUAUACUGCCAUUUACUGCCAAAAAUGGGACCAUGUGGCCGGCGGAUUGGGUCCUAUCACACCAACGGGACUUCCCGGAAAGACAUUUGCAUCCUCUAGCACAGAUUCAAUUUGUUGGACGUCAGGCUCCUGCUCCGAACGAUGCUCGCGCAUUUUUGGACCUCAAACUAGGUCCAAACGCUGUCGAAAGAAGCGAGAAGAUUGGGCCAAGACUUCUAUACCCAUAGUGUAAACUGUUUUCUUCAAUUCCUGCUUCGGGAACCAUGAUAUAUAUAAUAUAUUAUAAUACGUAUUAAUUCGUAAACAAAGUGGAUUAUGCAUUUACUUAAAUGUAUUUGUGAAUCCGUGACGCACAAACGCUUGGGAGUUUAGUGAAAUAGCGCCAUCUAUCGAAAUCGGGAUUAACUAAAUUGCUACAUUCUAAAAAUACUUUAAAUUAUCCAAAGUAUAUGUGAUUAUUACAUAGUUUUAGUAUUUGUAUCAAAAAAAUCUUUUCGGCUCAAUGUUCUGUGUUCAGUUAGUUCGAAAACGAUGAUCUCUUGCUCCUUUUGGAUGUAUAAAUGUCUAGUCAUUUGAAUUUGUGAUAGUCUUAGAUUUAAUUAUGUAAUAAAAAAGAUUUUCUCAUACGAAAUGUAUUUAGAUUGAGCAAUAAAAUCGAUUUAAAUAAAAAAAAAUAUCGACGCAAUACUCUUCAUAUACAAUUAUAUAAAAAGUAUUUUAAUGUCUUAAUUCUAGUCGUGUUUAUGAUAUUGAGUAAUGUAAGUUGCUUGGCCAUUACGAAUGGGAUUUGUUUUGUUUUGAGAGUUUAUCAAAUUUAAUUUAUUAGUGUAAACAAUUUUUUUUUCUGUACCUUCUCUAUGGUUGUAGCCAUGUUGUUUCUGCUUGUUUAUUCUUUAGAUGUUGUAAUCUACAUGCCUUUGAAACAAUAUGCUUUAGAUGAUAAGGCUCUUUAAAUAAUAAAUCAAUUCAAGUAUAA
Danaus plexippus (monarch butterfly) is the source of this 2404-nucleotide messenger RNA. Its product is annotated as ribitol 5-phosphate transferase FKRP. Gene Ontology annotation, cellular component: Golgi apparatus. NCBI's taxonomy places the organism in Eukaryota, Metazoa, Arthropoda, Insecta, Lepidoptera, Nymphalidae. The record is from RefSeq and is a predicted model, not a curated record. The transcript is spliced from 5 exons. The coding region runs from base 165 to 1655 and encodes 496 amino acids. Gene Ontology annotation, biological process: protein O-linked glycosylation via mannose.